CUUGGGCUAAGAAAAAUGGCGUCUCACUGACAGCUGAGGAGCUUUCAUUAUCUGGGUGUUAAAAAGAAAAAACAAGAGUUGGACCACCGCUGAAGCCUAUCACUUCAACGCACAUCGUGCAUUGGCCCUGCCUAGAGUUGUACCUUAGCUAUAUUGGGAGGCCAUUGAUGAAACAGUGGAAAUAUAACGAAUUUGAGGAGAGUGUCACGCCCACCCCACCGAAAAUACGGGAGAGAAAGCGCUCUAUCAGAAAAGCCAUUAAGCCAACCUGCGGUGUCAAAGCAGAAGCUUGCUAGCUACCCAGCUAGCUCGUUAGCCGCAGCUACAAGCUGCACGGGCGUCGCUCAACUGACACUAUUGGUGGUGUUUUAUUUUCGCUGACAACACGAUGUCUGUUGCCGGGUAGAGCACUACGGUCACCUUGGGUACUUAAUUUUAAUGUUCGACCACUACGUUAAUUUUCCAAGGGGAGAGAGAGAUGGGCUCAGGGGCCGUCGAUUCGUCCCAAUGGCUGUCAGUGAAGGAAGAGACUAUUUUCCUUCACGAUGGGCUCAUUCGGGUGACAGACCUGGCCGAACUACCCAGUGAGAUUGGGGUUUCGGAGCAGGGGGACACCGAACAAGAGAUCCUCACCUUUGAGACGAAGAACCCUGUGGAGCUUGCUGAGCGUCUGCGGGCCGUCUGCGGCAACCAGAGCAAUGCGUAUGCCCGUCUGCUGGAGUACCGCCUCAACGCACUGCGUGGCCUCUGGGGCGCCCAGCGGCAGCUGGCCCUGGAGGAGCAGCAGGAUCGCGAGGGCGUCCCAGGCCCCUCGGCCAGCUCCAUGGGUGUGGGCGCAGCGUCCGGCGCCGGAGUUGGGGGCUCGUCCGGGACGUCGGGAUCCGACGAGGAGGCCCUGGCCAUGUUGAAGCGGCAGGGUCUGCUGCACCACCACCACUCGCACGGCCACCACGGGCACCAGGCGGCCGGGCACCAGGCGGGCGGCGCGGAGCAGGCGCCCUUCACCUCGCGCGUGGGGCUGCUCUUGCUCUUCCCGCUGCUGCAGUCACAAACGCGCAACGACCCGGCGCUCUGCGGCGUCACGGCCGAGGUGCUGCUGACCUGCCUGCGCGACUGCCAGCCGCUCAGCCUGGGCAAGGAGCCCGCGGACUGCCUCAACGGCCUAGAGGGGCUGCUGUGCACCUGGCUGGAGGAGGGGGGGCCCGGGGCUGGGGUCCCACGCCCGCUGCACGGGAUGCAGAGGGAGAACGCUGCUGCUGCCCUGGUGGCCCUUGCCUGUGCCAGGGGAUCCUUGAAGACGUUCAUCCAUACAGUCCACCUGCUGCAGAAGCAGACAGACCUAGGCCAGCUGCCUGUGGCCGAUGUGUUGUACAGGCUGCUGCUUCUAGAGGGGGGGCCGGGCUCUCCAUCAUGUUUAUUAGGGGGGAAACACAGUGUCUCCUGGGGCUUUGAGGACAUGCUACCUACCCCAGACAGCAAUGCAGCCGCAGCUGAGAGCAAAGACACAGACCUGGGCCGUUGCUUGGCCACUGACGGUCUCUAUCUCUACACCACCAACUCCUUUGGGAGAGGCCUCAGCAAGCUCGGCUCUGGCCUGCAUGGCACACUGAGGGGCUUUGUGUACUGUCGUAAUGAGGAGCUGGAGGCUGGCUGGGUGGUCUACUGUAGUGGCUGCCUGCUCCAUCGCCCCGCCUCCUUUGAUGCCAAACCACACCAACUCUGCCAGGUCAUGGACCCCUACACGCUGCAGGUGGUGCAGAUGGUGGCCAUGCCUGCCCACCACUUCCCCGUGGGCAGCAGCCUGACCUCCCUGCACCUGUGCUCGGACGGCAGCUACCUCUACUGGGUCUGGUCCCCCGUCAGCCUCAACGAGAAGACCCAGAAAGGCCACUCCGUCUUCAUGGACGUCUUCCAGCUCUCAACGCAGUCGGGGCUGUGCGUGGCCGACGUCCUUCAGGAACGCGUCAUCCUGUCGCGCAAGGAGGGCGAGUCGUCCAAGUGUCUGAACGAGCUGCUGCUGAGCCGCAUGUCGCGCUUCCGCGCCUCACACUCGGCCACGCUCGCCGCCCUCACUGGCUCGGCCAUCACCAACCCCGUCAAGGAGGAGCAGUCAGUCAACACCAGCUGUGGACUCCCACUGAAGACCCUGAGGAAGACGCCCAUGUACGUGUGCGGCACCUACCUGGUGAUGGUGGCGCCGCCGCCAGGCGUAGCGGGCAGCUCAGCCACCCGCUCCCUGUUCGGAGGCACAAGCGGCCUGUCCUCCCUCAAGAUCCUAGCGUCCAGUCUGGUGUUCAAUCUAGCAGAUGGUCAGUUCCUCAGCCGUGUGGACCUCAUCGACGCCCCAGGCAGCUCUCUGGGCCGUGGAGCCCAGGUUGGAGGACUGGGGGCCUGCUAUGACGCCCUAAACAACUUGAUCUGGACGUGCUCCAGCGACUACAUGGACCAGUGGUGUAACCCUGGCAACCAGGCCUUCCAUCACGUGUGCCAACGUCUGGGCGUUAGCCACCUAAUCCAAGAGCCCACGGACGAGAUGGUGGGGACGGGCAAGGUCAUCAGCCAGCUGCUGCACCACGUGGGCGCCAUGUGCAUCCACCAGCUGAACCUGCUGGCGGCCAGCGGCCCCGCCAUGCCCAUGGGUCCCCUGCUGGGCAAGCAGCACCCCAUGGAGGCGCGCCACUUCAGCAGCAUCUGCGACAUCAUGGAGAAGGCCAUGGUCAACGGCGACACCUGCAUCAUCCGCUGCAUCCUGGUCGUCUUUCAGGUGGUGUUCCGGUUCUUUAACCCGCAGUCGGAGCAGAACCGGGAGAGUGUGCGGCGUGCCGGCCUGCUUUUGUGGCAGCUGCUGAUGGCUCCGGUGGGUCAGAUUGGAGCUGAGAUCCAGAGGGAAGUCUGCCUGGCCAUCAGCUCUGGUCUGAAUAUCUUGUAUUCGGGGGAGACGGACUUGAACAACUUGUUGAAGCUGGUCCUGACGGAAGGCGAGAGGAACAGUGGCCUGUCCCAGUUACGGGACGUCAUCCUCACCAACCUGUCCGACCAGCUGCAGAAGAACCGCUUCGGCAGCGAGGACGACGACCACUACAGGCUGAGUGAUGAACUGCUGCACUACAUCCUGAAGACAGUGGUGCGCGAGUCCUGCCUCCUCAUCACCAAAUGCCAAACCGUGGCCCGGGACGACUUCCAGAAGCUCCUGUCCACAGUGCCAGUGGCUUCUCCAAGCUUACGCUACCUCAUGGCGGUUCAGAACCACUUACUCAGCAACACCAUCCUGCUCCGGCCGGAUGACGCUGAUGACAGCGACAGCUCCCUCCAAGGGGAAACAAUGAAGGUACAGGAGCUGCAGACCAGCAUCCUGUCCCUGGCCACCAAGAUCCUGGUGGGCUGCGACGAGGUGCUGGAGACCCUCCAACAGGUCACCACCGCCCUCAUCAACAGCGACAUCAGUGACCGCGAGAGCAGGCUGAAGGGUCUGGAGCAGGUGACCAAGGCCACCAUGCUGGGCCACCUGCUGCCGGUGCUGCUCACCUCCCUCAUGCACCCCAACCUGCAGACGCUCACGCUGGCCGAUGCCCUCAUGCCCCAGCUGGUCCAGCUGGUCCUCUACACCAGCCAGACUGCCUUGCUGCUAAAGACCCAGUCACCUCUCUUCGCUGAAGGAAGUCCUUUGGAGAGCGGCUCGCUCCGCCAAGGGGCUAAAAUGCCCCCUACUGAUGACCACCUGCGCAUCCUGGAGGAGCGCGAGGAGCCGGGCUUCCUGACCGGCCUGAAGAUCCCCGCCCCGUGGGCCGCAGGGAAGACGGUGGAGACGGUCCACCCGGUGCGGGACAACUACAAGUUCAAGGAGACGGUGCACAUCCCGGGAGCCCGCUGCCUCUACCUGCGCUUCGACCCACGCUGCUCCUCACAGUAUGACUACGACAAGCUGGUCAUCUACGCUGGUCCCAACACAAACAGCCGCAAGGUCACGGAGUACGGGGGAAACACUCUGGGCUACGGCAGCCGAAGCGUACUGGGCACAGGCUGGCCCAAAGACCUGGUCAAGGUGGAGGGGGACACGGUGACAUUCUCCUUUGAGAUGCGGAGCGGCCGCGAGCACAACACACCUGACAAAGCCAUGUGGGGCUUCUCAUGCACUGUCCGAGCUCAGGAGUCCUCUGAGGACGUUUCCGGUGGUCUGCCGUUCCUGGCCGACCUGGCUCUGGGGCUGUCGGUGCUGGCCUGCUCAAUGCUCCGCAUCCUCUACAACGGCCCCGAGGUCACGCCCGAGGAGGAGGCGUGCCACGACUUGCUCUGCUCCAAACUACUGCAGCGAUGUCAGUGGCAGGUGGAGGCCAACGGCGCCAUCUCGCCGGCCCUCACCCCCAGCCCCUCCCCGCUGCCACUCACCAUCGACGAGGACCGUGAGUUCACCUACCCCUCGGACGUGCUGGUGCCACCGCCCGGCCUGCUCCCCGCAGCCUACUGCGACCUGCCGCGCAUCCGCCUGCCGCCGGGGAUCAUGGGACGCCUGCGCGAGCUGUCAGGACGUGCCCGGCCCCAGUUCAGACCCAGCAUCAAGGAGGUGAUCCGUCCCGACGUGAUGGAGGAGGUAAUCGUCUCGUGCGUCAUCAAGCACCUGAUGCUGGUGGACGCGCUGCAGUCGCUGGUCAACUUCCAGUACCGCGAGGAGCACCCCGAGGAGCACGACCUGCUCUGCAAGAUCAUGGCCGAGACCUUCAAGAAGAUCAACGCCAUGGAGCGCCAGCUUCAGAGUGUUGCAGAGCUGGAGCAGAAGUGGCAGAACGAGGUGGAGGAGGCGCAGCAAGGCAAGCUGGAGAACAACACGCCCUUCUUCCACGACUACCACUUCUUCGAGAACAAGAUGAAAGAGCUGGAGCUGCUGUGCUCGCUGAAGGAGGUUCCACUGGACUGGAGUGACCUGGAGAAUGUGGUCCUGGCCCUAAGAGAGAAGUUUUUCCAGGAUGUGACUGGUCUGCAGCAGGGCAGGGCCUCUCUGUGUCUGGUGAAGACCAAAGCGCUGGUGAAGAGCCUGAUGAAUCGGACCGAACUGCUGCUGCACGUCACCAUAGCCCCACACUGCAGGAGUCUCACCACCACACCCACAGGAACACCAGCCUGUAAAUCAGUGUCGGACACCAAGACGGUUAUCCCCAUGGUGAAGCAGCCGGUCUUCCUGCGGAGCAUGUCGGCGCCCUCUGACCUGGAAAUGAUUGCCAACCAGGACCUGGAGUUCACGCACAGCACUCAGAGGAGGCGUCAUCACCCCACCAGCCACCGGAGCAGCUCCUUCACGCUGCUGCAGUCUCUGGCCAUCGAGGACAGCCGGGACAAGCCCACCUACAGCGUGCUGCUGGGACAGCUCUUCGCCUUCAUAGGCACCACGCCGGACCAGGCCGUGUCGAGCAGCAGCUUCCUGUCGGCGGCACAGGCGCGGUGGCGUAGGGGGAGCACGCGCAGGCAGGCCCUGGUGCACAUGAGGGAGCUGCUCACCGCCGCCGUCAGGGUGGGCGGGGUCACGCACCUGGUGGGGCCCGUCACCAUGGUGCUGCAGGGCGGACCCAGGAUUGAUGAGCUGACGUGUGGUGGUAUGGUGGAGCAGGUCCAGGAGGCCUUCGGGGAGACCAUGACCUCCGUGGUGUCCCUGUGUGCCCGCUACCCCAUCGCCUGUGCCAACAGCAUCGGCAUGCUCUGCACCAUCCCCUACACACGGAGUGAGGAGCAGUGCCUGGUGCGCAGCGGCCUGGUGCAGCUGAUGGACCGCCUGUGCAGCCUGAGCAGCCAGCGGGAGAGCAGCUCCAACGAGAAGCAGACCAAGAAGCAGAAGGUGGCCGCCAUGGCCUGCGCCUUCCAGGUGCUCGCCAACCGCUGCAUCGAGUGGGAGAAGGUGGAGGGUGGCUCAGCGGACACCGUGCACUCUGGGCUGGCCAGGCAGGUGUCCACUCUGCUGACCAAUCACCUGGCCCGGGCCACGGAGUGCUGUGGUAACCAGGCAGCAGGGAACGACGCCCUGCAAGAUGUUCUCAGUCUGCUCAAUGACCUGUCCAGGAGCCACAUCGGGAAGGCCAUCCUGAGCCAGCCGGCGUGCGUGUCCAAGCUGCUGUCGCUGCUGCUGGACCAGCGUCCGUCGCCCAAGCUGGUGCUGAUCAUCCUGCAGCUGUGCCGCGCCGCGCUGCCCCUCAUGAGCGUGGAGGACUGCGGCAGGGUGGCGCUGCCCUCCUGGAGCUACUCCAUCCACGCGCUGGAGGCCGAGCAGCGCGACGCCAGCGACCCAGCCUCGCGCAUCGCUGCCCUGCUGCUGGCCAAACUGGCCGACUACGUGGUGCCCGGCUGCCAGACGCUGCUAUCCCCCAGCUCGUCGGAGCCGGACACCAGCCUGUCACGCGGCAGUCCCAAGGGCACUCUCAAGUCAGACAAGGACGCCGGCGAGGAAAGUGAGGCGGUGGACGGCAAGUUGUCCAUCUUCAUCCACAAGCGCGAGGACCAGUCCUCUCACGAAGUUCUGCAGCCCCUUCUCAGUAGCUCAGAGGGCCGGCCAUUCCGGCUGGGCACUGGGGCCAACAUGGAGAAGGUGGUGAAGAUGGACCGAGAUAUGACCAAGACGGGCUGCUGUGAGGUGGUCACCGAGGAGGCCUCGGCGGCGCUGCGGAAGGCCAACAAGUGGGCCCAGUCGGGGCUGAUCGUCAGCGUGGGGCCCCCCGUGGAGGCGCUGGCCCAGGAGACGUCCGGAGCCACCACCACCGGCGACAAGAAGAAGAGCGCCCAGACCGCCGUCUGCAGAGACCGCAACGCUGACCUCGCCAGGUCGGAUCCGGUGCGUCCCUUCAUCAGCGGCCACGUGGCCAACAGCAUGGCAGCCGAGGUCAUUGCUCUGCUGCACAGCCUCCUGACCGCUCCCGAGUCCAACACCGCCCAGAUCUGGACCAGCACCGCAGAGAAGGUACUGUCCCGCGCCCUCAUGUUCAUCCCCCAGCUGGGCAAGUACGCCGAGAGCAUCCUGGAGAACUGCAGCAGCAGUGGACGCAAGCUGGCCACCCUUCAGGCCAUCGGCCGGCAGGCUGUGGCUGCACUCUGUGCCCUGGGAGGCUUCAAGGAGACCAUCAAGAUCGGCUCCGAGGUCCAGGUGGUUGGCAAAGGUGUACUGGGAAGCGUGGGCGUGGUCAUGUCCAUCAACGAGCAGGAGGGCAUCGCCACAGUGAAAUUCCCGUCCUGCGAGUACAGGCGAGCGUGCAAGGCCUCGGACGUGCUGACCGUGCCCAUCUCACGCCUCUGCACCCCACGCUCAGAGGCCCUGCCUCUGUACAAGCUGUCCAUCACGGAGAAGGUGGUGCAGGCGGUGCAGUCCAUGCUGCUGCCACAAGAGGGCAGUCUGUCCAUCCACACGUCUCUGCCCGCCUCUGGGGAUGGGUCCAGCCCCGUCAUGGCCGCCGUGCGGCUGCUGGCUGAGAUCCGCACCAGGGCGUGUCUGGUGAUGGCCCAGCUCCUGGAGGACAGCUCCUUCUGUGAGGAGUUUAUCCAGCAGUGUCCUGCCGCCGUGGAGGUGCUCAACCUGGUGGCCCAGGAGUGCAGCCCUGGUGAGCGGCUGGGCAUGGUGGAGUCCCAGUGUGAGCGUCUGCGCAUGCUGUACAGAGACUGCGCUCGCCCCCCACCUCCCCCUCUACAGACCGACAGACGACAGCCAAAGGAGAUCACCUGGUGUCCAUCGCGGGUCUUCCCACCGGUCCGUGCCUGCAUGUUCUCCUCCCACUUGACCUCUGUGACCUUCCUGGCCGACCCCAGCGCUGGAGGUGGCCUCCCCAGGGGCACCUUUAUCUACGCCACCUCACCUGUUCCUGUCCAGGCACCUUCCUUCUACUGGGAGGUCGAGAUUGUUUCCUAUGGAGAUUCCGAGGAUGACAGUGGCCCCAUUGUGUCCUUCGGCUUCGCCACCGAGGCCGAGAAGAGGGACGGGGCGUGGACUAAUCCCGUGGGCACCUGCCUCUUCCAUAAUAAUGGAAGAGCAGUGCACUAUAAUGGCUCCAGUUUGCUGCAGUGGAAGAGCGUGAGGCUAGAUGUAGCCCUGCUGCCAGGUGAGAUUCAAAAGGGCGUUGGCCACUGGUGCAUAUGGGUGGGGGGCUUUUGGGGGGUAGCCCCUCCACCCCAGGCCAGGCCCCCAAAGGUCAAUUUCUUCACAUGGCGUGUGUUUCUCCUUCUACCAUGCGACCAGAGACUCAGCCCCUACCUGGAGGAGGUGGCCGGGGGCAUGUGGCCACUGGUGCAUAUCCAGAAGAAGAACACAAAGAUCCGUGCCAACUUUGGGUGCCGGCCGUUUGCGUACGCCGAGGGCCAGGCUCACCGGAAUGCUGCCGACCUGUGUGUGGACCUCUCCGAGGAGAUCAGUGCCAACUUCGAGGCCUUGCCCUUCGCCAUGGCCUCUGACAGUGACAACGACGCUGGCACCAGCGUGGCAUCAGACCCCGGCUCCCAUGGCCCGCCAUGCCGCAUCGCCGCUGUGGCGUCCACCCAGCAACAGUACAACAGUGAUGCGUCCUGUCACUACAAAGUGGAGCUGAGCUACGAGAACCUGGUGACCUCAGGGCCUGACCCGCACCCCCCGCCCCUGGCCGACGACGAGAGCGAUGAUGAGGACGACGAGGACAUGCCCAGGGAGGAUCAUUAUGCACUGCUGGUGAAGGCCUGGGAGACGAAGGUGUUCCCCAAUCGCCCCGGCUUCAGGAACGAGGCGGAGAGGAAGUCCGGCCUGGAUCAGAUUAAAGGCGCCCUCCAGCUCGGCAUGGUGGACAUCGCCAGGCAAACAGUGGAAUUCCUGUACGAGGAAAACGGGGGCAUCCCUCUCUACCUGCCCACCAUUGAGGACAUCAAGGAAGAGGCCAACAAGUUCACCAUCGACAAAGUCCGCAAAGGUCUGAUGGUGGUGAUCCGGUGUCCAGACACCAACAACACUAGCAGUUCAACAGGGAGCACUGCCCUGCCCAAGUUUGCCAUCAGGGGCAUGCUCAAAACGUUUGGCCUGCACGUUGUCCUAGAUGUGGAUUCGGUGAAUGAGCUGGUCCAGGUGGAGACGUACCUGCGUAGCGAGGGGGUGCUGGUGAGGUACUGGUACCCCAUUGAGAUGUUGGAGCGCCCCCCAGCAGGCUCUCGGAGAACUGCAGCCAAUGGCCUGGUGUCUCUGGACAGCAGCAACAUCCAGAUCCACAGAGAGCUGCUGAGGUGUGAGAGUGGUCUGGCGCGUCUCUACUGCCGCAUGGCGCUGCUCAACAUCUUCGCCCCCAAGAGCCCCCACACCUUCACCCGCCUCUUCCACAUCCCCGCCGUGCGCGACAUCACCCUCGAGCACCUGCAGCUUCUGUCCAAUCAGCUGCUGGCUCCACCCCUGCCGGACGGCACCAUCAGCUCCAGCUCCAUCCUGCUGGCCCAGUCGGUGCUGCACAAUCUGCAGGGCCAGAGCUGCUCUCCCACGGAGCUCUUCUACCAGGGCAACGCCCAGGCCAUCCGCGAGUGGCUGACCGUGGCCAUCACCCGCGCCCUCCACCAGGGCGACGACAGCCUGCUGGACCUCACCAAGCAGAUCUGCUGCUUCCUGCAGCACGCUCCAGAGCAGUUCACCUCGGAGGAGUUUCCUGUGACCGAGUCCAAGGUCAGCAUGGACGUCAACUUCCCUGGGGCUGCGUUUGUGGUGGUCUCCUGCAAGGAGAGUCAACUAGGCUGCCGCAAAGACUCCUCCCUGUACAAGGCCCCAUGGGCACGGGUGCUGGUGUACGGACUGGGCCACAAGGUCCGGCGCAACGGCCAGCUGAGUCUGAUGGAGGCCGUGUGCUACCCCUUGGACGCCUCACCCUCCAACACCGGCCUGACGCCCCCACCCACCACCAACCAGUACCCCUCUGUCCUAAUCCCCACAGACAAGAUCCACAUCAAACUGGGUGUGUCGCCCCCUCCUGGUACGGUGCUGGUGCUGCACUCGUUGCCUCUGGAGUUUCCUUUGGCCAUGGCGUUUGCCGAGCAGCUGCUGACCUGGACGCUUGGCGAGAGCAGCGAGCACUCGGAGGAUGAGCUGGACACCGUGCCUUCCUCUGUGCUGCUGCAGGUGGUGGAGUUGCUUGGCGGUCUGCUGUGGACCACCGACCUGGCGCCCAGCAUCAAGGAGCUGGUCUUCCACCUGCUGGCCGAGCUCUUCCGCAAGAUCCACCAGCUGGAGCAGCGGCGUAGCCCCGUGGGCCUGUCCAGCUCCAUCGCCCUGAUGCUCAACCCGUGCCUGGCCGUGCUCAUGGCCCUGCAGACGGAGAUGCGCAAGCUGUACGACCGCGAGACGCAGAGCUGGCUGCAGGCCGCCGGGAGCGGUGGGAGCAGCGGGGGGUUGACGGGCGGACAGGCGGCGGCGGUGGCCCUGGCCUCGGAGCAGAGCCGCUUCUCCACGUACUUCCACGCGCUCAUGGAGGUGUGCCUGGCCGUGGCCGAGGUGACGCUGCCGCUGAGCGUCGGCGGCGGCUCGGGGACGGGCGGCGGAGUGAGCAUGGUCGGGCCGGGCGGCACCUUGACGUCGGCCAGCGCGCCCAACUUGAGCGACUCCUCGUCGUCGUCCUCGUCGUCGCCGGGCCAGACGCCGCACAGCCCCAGCCUGCUGUCCAAGCGCAAGAAGGUCAAGCUGAAGAGGGAGCGCGGCUCGGCGGUGGCGGCCGCAGUGGCCUCUGGGAAACGCGGAGGGGGCAGCGGCGGCGGCGGUGCGCGCCUCUCGGAGAGCGACAGCGCGCUCCUCAACAUGGCCGGCGGCAAGCCCGAGGACAUGCUGUGGUUCCACCGCGGCCUCACGCUCCUGAUCAUCAUGCGCCACCUGGCCAGCAAGGACCCGCAGGGCCUGAGCGUGACGGGCGACGCGGUGGCCGACGCCUGCCAGGCGCUGGUGGGCCCCACCGCCCACGGCCGACUGCUGGUCAUCUCCGGGGUGCCCACGCACCUGGAGGAGGCGGCGGUGCGCGCCGCCAUCCGGCGCGCCUGCAACGGCCACGGCGGACUGUUUAAGGACGAGAUCUUCAUCCCGCUGCAGGAAGAGGAGCCCAAGAAGCCCAAGGGCUCGACCUCCUCGGGCUCCAUGCUGGACGGAAAGCCCGGCGACCGCCCCGGGCCUCAGGGUGGCGGUUGUGGCGUUGGUGUCGGCGGUGGCGUCGGUAGCGGUCGGGCUGAGAGUCCAGACAGCUCCAGCAGCGUCACGCCGGCCAUGAGCGUCACCGCCUCGGCGUCCACCAGCCAGACGUCCGUCUGCAGCUCCUCGCAGGGCGGCGGCGGUGGGAGUGGCGUGUCACGCACCGCCAGCGAGCUCUCCGUCGAUCAGGAGCUCCCCACGGCAGCGACACCCAACGCCGUACCUCCCCCGACCCCUCCGCCACCUCCACCCCCGCCUCCACCCCUGGGGCCUGGUCAAGAGCCGCACACCGUGUCCAGCCAGGAGAGCCUGGACAUCUCCCUGUGCAGCACGGGAAGCCUGGGCAGCCUCGGGAGUCUGGGCGAGCCGCCAGACAGUGCCGACACGGCCUCGGGCUCCGACGCCGGCUCCAUGUACACGGUCACCUCACUGGACAACAACGCCAGCCUGAGCCGCCCCAUUAAAGGAUAUGCAGUCAUAGAGGUUCGAGCUCGUGCCAAGGUGGAGAAGAUCCGUGCCAGCCUCUUCAACAGCAGUGACCUGAUUGGCCUGUCCAGCUUGGAGGGGGAGGAGGAGCUAAUGGAGAUGACCAAUGAGGAGAUUCUGACCGCCUCCAGCGUCAACCAGAGCUUGUUUGACACCCAGGGAAGCUCCGCACUUGAGGAUUACUUUCUGGAUAAGACCAUCCGAGGUGACAAGCUGGUUCCCGGUGCCCGGGACGUCCUCACGGACAUCUUCAAGAGCUGCGUGCUCUCGGAGCAGAUGCUCAGCCUGACCCCCACCAAGCCCAUCAAAGUGAGCGACAUCUACCUGAGCAAGGAGCAGAUCAACUCCCAGACGCCAGGCAACCUGCUGCACGUCUUCUUCACCCACGUGCGGCCGCCAAAGAAAGUCCUCGAGGACCAGCUCACACAGAUUCUGCGCAAGUACGGCACAGCAAAGCCCAACAAGACCAAGUUCAGCAAGGCAGGCAAAGAGCAGCACCAGGGCAAGGUGGUGAGCACUAAGAGGGCCAUCACUAAACCGCCCAGCAAGGAGAAGUCCGUGCUCAACAGCGUCAGGACGGCCUUGAGUGAGAAGAAGCCGGUUCUGAAGCCCAAGUCCCCAGAGAAGGCGCGGCCCGACGAGAAGGACCUGGAGAAGUCCCCCGCCAAGAAGCUCGAAGUCCCUGAGGAGAAGUAUCUGACACUUGAGGGCUUCCAGAAGUUCACAGUGGACAGGGCCAAGCAGGACAUCCGUAGUGUGUGGCGGGCCAUCCUCGCCUGCGGCUACGACCUCCACUUUGAAAGGUGUACGUGCAUUGAUGCACGGCACGCUCAGAAGGCCAGCCGCAAGUGGACACUGGAGAUGGACGUGGCACUGGUGCAAUACAUCAACCGCCUGUGCCGCCACCUGGCCAUCACUCCUGCCCGACUGCAUCCCCACGAAGUCUACUUGGACCCCACUGAUGCCGCAGACCCUCGCGUGGCCUGUCUCCUCAGUGUUCCUGUGGAGAGUCUGCGUCUUCGCUUUGCGCUGCUGCAGUCGCUCAACAACACGCUGGAGAGCUUCUUCCUCCCCCUGGUGGAGCUGCGCCAGACACACACCUACCAGAACAGCAUCGCCGCUCUGCUGUGUGAGGCCAAAGGUCUGAUUUUCUACGACACCAAAGUGACGGUGAUGAACCGUGUGCUCAACGCCACGGUGCAGCGCACGGCUGACCACGCCGCGCCGGAGAUCACGCUGGACCCGUUAGAGAUCGUAGGAGGCGAGAUCCGCUCCCCGGAGAACACCUACUUUUGCCAGGCGGCCAGACAGCUGGCUUCGGUGCCUUCGUCACAGCUGUGCGUGAAGCUGGCCAGCGGAGGAGACCCCACCUAUGCCUUCAACAUCCGCUUCACCGGCGAGGAGGUCCACGGCACCAGUGGGUCAUUCCGUCACUUCCUCUGGCAGGUCUGUAAGGAGCUGCAAAGCUCCGCCCUCUCUCUGCUCCUUCCCUGCCCCAGUGCUGCGGCCAAUCGGAACAAGGGAAAGUUCAUCCUGACGCCGUGUCCCAUCAGCUAUGCGGAGGAGCAGCUGCUGCACCUGUUUGGCCAGCUGCUGGGCAUCGCCAUCCGGGCCGACGUGCCGCUGCCGCUCGACCUGCUCGGAUCCUUCUGGAAGGGCCUGGUGGGUGAGCCACUCGACCCUGACGCUGACCUGCAGGAGGCCGACCUGCUCACCUACAACUAUGUCAAGAAGUUUGAGAGUGUGACGGACGAGGCGGAGCUGGAGGCGCUGUGUGCGGAGAUCGCGUCCCAGAACCACUCGUCUGGCGAGAGUCCCGACUCGCCCAGCAGGCCCUGCUGCACCUUCACCUACAUCACCAUGACCGGGGAGGAGGUGGAACUGUGUUCCGGUGGACGCCACCUGGCGGUCAGCUGGGAGAAUAAGGACUGUGUGUAUCGCUGUGCUGGGAGAAUGGUGGUCUUGCGGGCGGGCCUCAGCUCCAUCAUCCCCCUGCAGCUGCUCACCAUGCUCAGCCCGCUGGAGAUGGAGCUGCGCACCUGCGGCCUGCCCUACAUCAACCUGGAGUUCCUCAAGGCUCACACCAUGUACCAGGUGGGUCUGAUGGAGACGGACCAGCACAUCGAGUACUUCUGGACGGCUCUGGAGAUGUUCACCCAGGAGGAGCUGUGCAAGUUCAUCAAGUUUGCCUGCAACCAGGAGCGCAUCCCCUUCACCUGCCCUUGCAAGGACGGCGGCCCUGACACUGCCCACGUGCCCCCCUACCCCAUGAAAAUCGCCCCUCCUGAUGGUGCCGUCGGCUCGCCGGAUUCGCGCUACAUCCGCGUGGAGACCUGCAUGUUCAUGGUGAAGCUGCCACAGUACUCCUCUCUGGACGUGAUGCUGGAGAAGCUCCGUUACGCCAUCCACUACCGCGAGGACCCCCUCAGUGGCUAACCUCAACCCCCACCCCCCCUCUCUUACCCCCUCACCCACCCUCCCAUCACACCUACACCCACACCCUCAUCCUCUCCCACCAACAGGACUCUAUACGGCCCCCGACGAGGAGGCAACAGAAGUGCAGUCUACUGGAGUCUUUACUGUUUCUUGCGUUUGUUCCCUCGCUCCUGCUGUUUCCCUUAUACCAAAACUGGACGCGACCAAAUGGCUGGAUUGAUAUCGGACUGUUCUUCUCUCUCAUCUGAUGAAUCUUCUCCGCUCAGCUCAAGGAGGUGGAUAAGGAAAGAAAGAUAACGCCACCGUCUGUUACUCUAUCGCUAUUUUUUUUUUUUUUAAUCCACCUCUUCUCCCUUUGUUCUUUCUUCCCUCUCUUUUUUUUAGCCCUCCGACCUGACUCCCCCCUCUCUGUCGCUCUCAACAAUUUUAUUUGCGUCAGGCCUUUUUAUUCAGUGCAAUGUUGAUUCUCAGCUUUAAAUGCAGGAGUGGGGGGGCUGUUGACAUGCCUAUUUUACAGCCAGUAUACUGCAGUGCAAAGGCCAGAAACAGGGGAUGGAUUGAGGUGGAGAACUGACCGCGUGAUGGAGUGCCUAUGGGGGAAGAGGCUUUGGCAGUGGGCCUUUUGCCAUGGGUUUAAACCCCACACAACCCAGAGGAACUUUGUCCCGCUAAGCACUGGCUUUUGCGACUCUGACUACAGCAUGUGGACUAGAUGUAUAAGACCCUGUACAGAACCAGCUCUCCGAGGUGUGCCGCUUCAGGACAAAACUAUCUGCCUAUAUUGAAAGGGUGCAUAUAUUUUAUUCAUCUAUACAGAGGGUAUAUAAGUAAUGUACAAAGAGAAGUUAUAGUAAUAUAUUCUGUUGCUACUUGAGUUGUUAUUAUUUUUUUUUAUUUUUUUUGUUUUACAUUUUUUCUUUUACUGGUCGCUGCAGCUGUGAAGAGAUUUUUAGCCCAAGCCGGCCCUGCUGAGUCAACGUAGUGUUGCCAGAUAACUUUUGCCUCUGAACUGUCUGACGGAGGUUGCCAGGUUCAGUCCUGCUCAGGCCCUUUUCCAAGGGCG
Messenger RNA from Alosa alosa (allis shad), 15122 nucleotides. RefSeq names its product probable E3 ubiquitin-protein ligase HECTD4. NCBI's taxonomy places the organism in Eukaryota, Metazoa, Chordata, Actinopteri, Clupeiformes, Clupeidae. Gene Ontology annotation, molecular function: ubiquitin-protein transferase activity. The record is from RefSeq and is a predicted model, not a curated record.